GAGAGCGCUUGAUGCGCAUGCGCACGGCCACGAAGACGAUAGGCCGAGCCUGUAACCAUUGGCAACAAGUGUAGGAAGACGCACAGCUUCAAGAGUGCAAGUUUUUACCGCUGGUUUAAUUACUAUUAUUAUUAUUAUUAUUGGACACGUAAAAGAAGAACAACAACGUUGUCUUUAGCUGUGGUAAUAAAAAAGGUUAGUGACUGAAAAUGGAUGCAACCGUCAAACCUUUAAGGAUUCCCCCUGAAAUGUCUGUUUAUGCAGAGAAGCAUGAAAUAUUCGACCUUAUUCAGACCCUAGUGAGAAACCUGGUGAUAGACAAGCCAGAAGAUCCCAUUCAGUACCUGAUCAGGCUGCUGAAGAGGGAAAGUGUAGAAGUGCCAAGAGUUGUGAUACUGGGCCCACCAGCCUCUGGGAAAACAACAGUAGCUAAAAAGUUGUGUGAGCGCAUCGGUGCUGUUCAUAUAACCUCUAGCAGCAUCCUUAAGGAUGACACUGAGCUGACCAGAGCCAUAAGGCAGUACACAGAGGAGGGUCAGGAGAUCCCACAAGACCUCUGGAUCAAGUUGAUUGAGGAACGGCUGUCAAAAGCUGACUGUGUGAGACGGGGUUGGAUGCUAGAGGCCAUCCCCAAAAGCAGAGAAGAGGCACUAUGUCUGCAGGCAUCUGGCAUCACCCCCGAGCAUGUUGUGAUGCUGCAGGGACGUGAUGACGUCCUGACUGAAAGGAGUCUGGGCAAGAGGAUAGACCCUGUCACAGGAGAUGUGUACCACCUUACCUUCAUGUGGCCUGAGAAUGCUGAGGUGGCUCAGCGUCUCGAGAGGCCGGAUUGCAUCAUGGCGGAGGAGGAAAUAGCCUGUCAGCUGCAGGCGUACUACCGGGAGGUCCAAGGUUUACAGAGCACUUACCGUAACUGCCUGAAGAUCAUCGAUGCUGACCAGCCCCAUGUAGAUGUGUUUGCUCAAGCAUUGAGCUACGUUCUGUCCAGGCAUCACUCUGACGCACCUCACACACCCAGAAUCCUCUUGUUUGGACCACCGGGAUGUGGGAAGAGUCUCCAGGCCAGCUUGCUUGCCCAAAAAUACAGCCUAGUCGACAUUUGUUGUGGUGAACUUUUGAAAGCAGUGGCAGCGGAUGAGAGCAGUAUGGGAGAGCUCAUUAAACCCUUUCUGGAGUCAGGACGGCGAGUGCCUGACAACAUGGUGCUGAAGAUCCUGACCGAGAGACUGAGCCGUCUGGACUGUACCACACACGGCUGGGUCCUUCACGGCUUCCCUCGAGAUGUAGAACAGGCCAAGAGACUGCAGGAAUCCAACUUCCUCCCUAGCAGGGUCUUUUUUUUGGAGAUGAGUGACAGUGUUGCUCUGGAGCGACUGACACUCAGGUCCACCGAUCCUGUGACGGGAGAGAGGUAUCACUCAUUGCACAAUCCUGCCCCAGGUGUAAAAGUACAAGCUCGGCUACAAUGUAACCCAAAGGACACGGAGUUUGAAGUCUGCAAGAGACUGAAGGAGUACCGGAGCCAUGUGGCCGCCCUACUGGCCUUCUACCCCCAGGCUGUGCAGGUCAGCGCUGAUCAGCAACCCCACACUGUGUUCGAGUGCCUGGAGAGCGGGAUGGUGGGCCGUCCUUCCAAAGUCCUGCCUGAAUUAAACAUCCAAGCCCUCUCUGGCUCCUCUGAGGUCAGAGGACUGGCUCCCAACGGAGAGGAAAGGAGUUAAGUGCACUGGUUAGCGGGACGUGUUAACAGCCAAGCUUUCAAACUCCCCUCAGAUACCGUGCCAUGACAGGCAGACAUUGACUUAAUUAAAGCGAAUGAGCUCCAGAAUAUGCAUCAGCUCUGAAUACAUAAACAGGGAGUAAGCAGAAGAAAUGGCAUGUUUUUUAAAUGAUCUCAGCCCGCUCUGUGGCAGGAAGAAUGAGUAUGUUUACUCUCCAAACAAAGAUUUUAGAGAAUAUCUGAAGGAAUACAGCAUUGCAGAUGAUGAAAUCAACUUUACUAAAUGGGAAAUGCUUUUUAGUGCUCUGCACAGAUGCUACAAAUAUUUAGAUACGCCACUUUUCUUUUCUUUUUUUUUUUUUCCGAGUGCAAAUACAUUUUAUUUCUCUAAAUGCAUCAUCUGGGUUGAUCUCAUCUGAUUCUUGACAAUAAAUUUGAUUUAAGAUGUG
Messenger RNA from Ictalurus furcatus (blue catfish), 2169 nucleotides. It is a transcript of the gene ak8, whose product is annotated as adenylate kinase 8. Gene Ontology annotation, cellular component: cytoplasm. The record is from RefSeq and is a predicted model, not a curated record. NCBI's taxonomy places the organism in Eukaryota, Metazoa, Chordata, Actinopteri, Siluriformes, Ictaluridae. The coding region runs from base 210 to 1721 and encodes 503 amino acids. Gene Ontology annotation, biological process: nucleoside triphosphate biosynthetic process. Gene Ontology annotation, molecular function: nucleoside diphosphate kinase activity; ATP binding; AMP kinase activity. The transcript is spliced from 15 exons.